Diachasmimorpha longicaudata is the source of this 4086-nucleotide messenger RNA. RefSeq lists its product as uncharacterized. The transcript is spliced from 2 exons. Gene Ontology annotation, molecular function: nucleotide binding; DNA-directed DNA polymerase activity; DNA binding. Lineage: Eukaryota; Metazoa; Arthropoda; Insecta; Hymenoptera; Braconidae. The coding region runs from base 178 to 4017 and encodes 1279 amino acids. Gene Ontology annotation, biological process: DNA replication. The record is from RefSeq and is a predicted model, not a curated record.
GUUGUGAGUGACCCUAAGGCUUUGGAAGCUGUUGAAGAGUUUAAUCUAGAUUUACUAGAUCAGCAGAAUGAUCAACAAAAUGGCCGCGAAGAAGAGAUUGAAAAUCGAUUGCCGGCCUUAAGGACAAUACGACGAUCACGCCAGAGACUUCCACGUUUCAAACUCGACACACAUGUGAUGGAGUUUGCAAUCAACCCUUUACCUGAAAGUCGUGACCCUGCCGACUGGGUUGAAGAAGCUUUUCGUGAUGUCUAUAAUAAAAUUAUUGAGGCUGGAGGACGUGGUAUGAAUCGAAUGUGCCUUACAUUCAAUUUUGCAAAUAUGCAAAGAGACAAUGCCUGGAUAAGUCCACGUGCGAUCAAAGGAUAUGAGUUUCAAGAUCUAUGGAAUCUUGUUAGUUCUAUCGCGCAGAGCGCAAACGGUUUCGGAUGUGCCGAUAAGUUUUGGAUCAAACUUCACGUGGCUGAAGCCCCGGUAGGUCAAGGUUUCCUUGAAAACGGCAUGAAAAGAGGGUUUAGUAGAAAAUGUAUCCUUCAGAUUUCGAAUGAAGAUGGCUUGUGUCUAGCCCGAUCACUUGUUGUGGCCAAAGCACAUGCAGAAAAAUUAAAAACCAGAGCUGAUAAGGGCAAGAUCCACGAGGUAUGGCAGGCAAUCCGGCAAUGCAAGGGAAAAAUGCAACGUAAGGAGGCCGAAAGACUAACUCGAAGGGCAGGAGUCAUUGCUCCUGACGAAGGCUGUGGUCUACAGGAAGUUGCUCAAUAUCAGCGAUACUUGGCUGAAGAAGGAUGCCUUAUCAAGGUCUAUUCCCUCAUGAGAAACGGAAAAGAUCACCCUGUGCUCUACGAUGGUACACCUGAAUUGAUUAGCAGAAAGAUGACCGUCCGAUAUACCUUACCGAUUGUGUAUUAUCCUGAAGAGAACCACUAUGAGCCAAUCCAAAAUUUACCUUCAUUCUUUGGCGUGAAGUAUUAUUGCGAGCAUUGUAACAAACCUUACACUACGCAAGGACAUGUUUGUGAUAGGACUUGUGAUAGGUGUUUGAAGAAUCCUCCGUGUGACUCUACGAUUGUUGAUAAAAUAGUGUGUGACGAUUGUAAUCGAGAGUUUCACGGGCAAUUGUGCUUCGAUCAACAUAAGAAACCAGGAUCUUUCAGCGGAAAUAACCCCACCGUCUGUGACUAUAUAAAAUUGUGUGGCCAAUGUAAUACGAAAAUUGAUCAUCGCAAAGCUCAGAAUCAUGUGUGCCAUAAAUAUUAUUGCAACGUAUGUCAAAAGGACGAAGAUAGUUCUCAUCUCUGCUAUAUGCCCACCUUAAAAAGCAAGAAAAAAUUGACUUUGAAACGCGUGGCGUUUGUUUUCUACGACUUUGAAACCAGACAGGAUGAGCUUCUGCAAGGAACUACAGAUGUCAACGUACACAUUCCUAAUCUUUGCGUUGCACAAACUGUGUGUGACCGCUGUGCAGAUAUGACCGACGAUGACAUUGUGAACGCAAACGAUAAUCACGGAAAUCCAUGUGGCGUUUGUAAACAUCGGGAAAAUGUUUUCGAUGGUGAGGAUCCUGUGCGAGGAUUUGUUGAUUACAUCACGUCGAUGGGUAAGACGUAUAAAAAAGUAGUUUGUAUUGCACAUAACGCGAAAGGCUAUGAUUCACAAUUCGUUUUGAGAGACGUCAUGAAACGCAUUAACAGUCAAAUUAAAGCGAUAAUUAACGGAACAAACAUUAUCUUGAUGGAUUUUGGGGAUAAUAAAUUUAUAGACAGUUUAAAUUAUUUUCACAUGGCUCUUGCAAGUUUACCGAAAGCUUUUGGAUUGGGGAAUAUAGCGAAAGGCUAUUUUCCACAUUUUUUCAAUACAAAAGAGAAUCAAAACUACGUAGGGCCUAUACCUGAUAGAAAAUAUUAUGGUGCUGACACUAUGGGAGUACAAGAUCGUGAAAAAUUCUUAUCCUGGUAUAAUGAUCGUGUCGAAGAAGAUUAUGAAUUUGAUUUUCGUAAAGAAAUUCUUCAUUAUUGCAGACUUGAUGUUACAAUUUUGAGACGAGCCUGUGUUGAAUUUCGAAAACUGAUUAUGAAUGCUGGAAAUGUCUGUCCUUUUACAGAAUGUGUAACGAUUGCUUCUACAUGCAUGCGUAUUUUUCAAACAAAUUUCUUAAAAGACAAGCAGAUAGGCAUUAUACCUCAGGGAGGAUAUCGGUUAGGGAAAACGCAGUCGAAAAUCGCAAUUGAAUGGCUCUUGUGGCGCGAACAUUGCGAGAAUCAUCGAAUAAUACAUGCCGGACGAACUCGUGAACACAGAACAACUUCAGGCCUGCGUCUAGAUGGUUUUUGGGAGGAUACCGCGAAUAAUAAUAAGAAAUAUGCAUAUCAGUUCCACGGAUGUUAUUGGCACGGAUGCCCACGGUGUUUCAAAUUCAAUAGAGAUAAAGAGUUAAGUCACAAGGAUACACUAGAGAGCCGAUAUGAGAGAACAGGGGCGAUUACCCGGGAAUUGCGACACUCGGGUUAUGAAGUCGUUGAAAUGUGGGAAUGCGAUUUUAUUCGUCAAAAAAAGACAGAUCAUGUGUUGGCGAAUUUUGUAGAAAACGUUGAUCAGCAAAUGUUUAUAGCUCUGGAUCCGCGCGAUGCAUUUUUCGGGGGACGAACAGGAAAUACCGUAACACAUUAUGAUGUAAAAGAUAAUGAGAAAAUUCGCUAUGUUGACGUUUGUUCGUUAUACCCAUACGUUUUAAAGACAGGGAUUUUCCCGAUUGGACAUCCCACUGUCCAUGUGGGGCGUGAUUGUCAGCUUAUAUGCCCUAAUAAUAAUAUUUCGCGGAUAGAAGGUCUCGUGAAAUGUCGCGUUUUACCCCCUCGUCAAUUAUUUCACCCUGUUUUACCAGUAAAAGCCCAUGGAAAGUUACUGUUCCCUCUCUGUCGAUCAUGCUGCGAUGAUCUUGUACAAGAUAAUUGCCCUCAUGAUGAUCCCGCUGCUCGCGAAUUUUUGGGAACUUGGGUCGCUCCAGAACUUCGUAAAGCCGUAGAAAUGGGGUAUAAAAUAUUAGAAAUCAGUGAGCUUUGGGAGUAUAAGAGUACUACGCGUUAUAAUCCUGUGACGCGAACAGGUGGAUUAUUUGCCGAAUACAUUAACACUUUUUUGAAAAUAAAACAAGAGGCUUCGGAUUGGCCUGCUGAGUGUGUAGAUGAUGAAUCAAAGAAUCGAUAUAUUGCUGAAUAUGAGACGCGAGAAGGUAUAAAACUUGACAAAGAUAAAAUUCAAAAGAAUGCCGGAUUAAGAGCCGUAGCAAAACUUUGUUUAAACUGUCUCUGGGGUAAAUUUGGGGAGAGGGAGAACUUGACAAAAAAAGCUAUUAUUCGAACACAUGAGGAAUUUGCAAAUAUAAUGUUUAAUCCUGAAAUUGAAGUAACAGGACUUGUUCCUGUCGAUAACGACACUCUCUUCAUGUCCUGGAAACAUUUAAACGAAGCCGCGGAAAUGUCCACUAAGGCUAAUGUUGUUAUUGCGGCUUAUACAACCGCUCACGCGCGUCUAAAGUUAUAUUCUUAUCUAGAAAAACAACAAGAACGUGUUUUAUAUUAUGAUACAGAUUCGGUAAUUUACGUCAGCGAUGGAUCAAAUGAAUUACCGCUAGGGAAUUUUCUAGGGGAUUUGACCGACGAAGUAGAGGGCUACGGAGAAGGAAGUUUCAUUACUUCUUUUGUCUCUGGGGGGCCUAAAUUUUAUACUUAUCGCGUAAAAAAACCGGACGGUAGUAUCGCGGAAGUUAGUAAAAUAAAAGGGGUUAGACUGAAUUAUGAAUCGCGUAAACAAAUUCAUUACGACUCGAUUCGCGCGCUCGUUGUCGAUAAAGCAGAUCCCUACCAGAUCGACUAUCAUGGUAUCCGUCGGACAGUGUAUCAUGACGUCAUCACGAAACCUGAGAGUAAGAUCGUACGUGCGACAGGACCAAAACGGCGGCUUGAUGGUUUCGCGACACUGCCCUAUGGUUUCAAAAAACCGCGAUUGAACCGCUGCUAGUUGGCGCACUGUUUUUUAAAAAUUAAGUAUUUUAUGCAUUUAGAUUGAUUGUAGUAGUUUUGUAUAAUA